Sinocyclocheilus rhinocerous is the source of this 3911-nucleotide messenger RNA. Its product is annotated as serine/threonine-protein kinase BRSK2-like. The coding region runs from base 279 to 2906 and encodes 875 amino acids. Gene Ontology annotation, molecular function: ATP binding; protein serine/threonine kinase activity. Gene Ontology annotation, biological process: protein phosphorylation; intracellular signal transduction. The record is from RefSeq and is a predicted model, not a curated record. The transcript is spliced from 19 exons. NCBI's taxonomy places the organism in Eukaryota, Metazoa, Chordata, Actinopteri, Cypriniformes, Cyprinidae. Gene Ontology annotation, cellular component: cytoplasm.
GGCGGAUUCGCAGACCGGCCACUGGCGGACACAAGCUGUGCAGGUCUCCGCAAUGCCAGUCGGAUCUUAAGCCGCCCGGUUCACCUCGUGAGAAGGAAAGGUCAACAGAGCCCUGUUCCCACCUCAACCACAGACUCUCGGUCCCAAACGGGCAGGAGAAACAAAAGCAGACAUCGUUCAGUUGGAGUAAAGCGCGUCCUCCGGUGCAGCGCAGCUAUAAGAGGAUUGCUGUAUCCCAAGAACUGCAACGCCGCCUGAAGUGUGUUUAGACAGGGAAAAUGUCAUUGUCUGGGAAAGAAAACAACACUACCCCUCAUGCCAAUUACGUGGGACCGUACCGCUUAGAAAAGACCCUCGGGAAAGGACAGACAGGUCUUGUAAAGCUCGGGGUCCACUGUGUCACAUGUCAGAAAGUCGCCAUAAAGAUUGUAAACCGAGAAAAGCUCAGUGAAUCCGUCUUAAUGAAGGUGGAGCGAGAGAUCGCCAUCUUGAAGCUAAUAGAACAUCCACAUGUAUUAAAGUUGCACGACGUCUACGAAAAUAAGAAAUAUUUGUAUUUGGUUUUAGAGCACGUGUCAGGUGGAGAGCUGUUUGACUACCUGGUAAAGAAGGGCCGAUUAACACCCAAAGAAGCUCGAAAGUUCUUCAGACAGAUCAUCUCAGCUCUGGACUUCUGCCACAGUCACUCAAUAUGUCACAGGGACCUGAAGCCGGAGAACCUGUUGCUGGAUGAGAAGAAUAACAUCAGGAUAGCAGAUUUCGGCAUGGCAUCCCUGCAGGUGGGAGACAGUCUGCUGGAAACCAGCUGUGGAUCUCCUCAUUACGCGUGUCCUGAAGUCAUCCGGGGAGAGAAGUAUGACGGAAGGAAAGCAGACGUUUGGAGCUGUGGGGUCAUUCUGUUUGCUCUGUUGGUGGGGGCUCUGCCGUUUGACGAUGAUAAUUUAAGAAACUUGUUAGAAAAAGUCAAGCUGGGUGUCUUUCACAUGCCCCAUUUUAUCCCACCGGACUGCCAGAACCUUCUGCGAGGAAUGAUCGAGGUCGACGCCGGCAACCGGUUAACGUUAGAGCUGAUCCAGAAGCACACCUGGUACAUAGGAGGGAAGAACGAGCCGGAGCCGGAGCAGCCGGUGCCCAGGAAGGUGGCGAUCCGCAGCGUCCCGUCAGCCGACGACAUCGACCCGGACGUCCUGGAGAGCAUGCACUCGCUGGGCUGCUUCCGGGACAAGAACAAGCUGAUGAAGGACCUGCUGUCGGACGAUGAGAAUCAGGAAAAGAUGAUCUACUUCCUUCUGUUGGAUCGUAAGGAGAGAUACCCCAGCCAUGAAGACCAGAACCUCCCUCCUCGCAACGAUAUAGAUCCCCCGCGGAAGCGUGUCGACUCACCCAUGCUGAACAGACACGGGAAGAGGAGGCCGGAGAGGAAGUCUAUGGAGGUGCUGAGCGUUACGGAUGGAGGUUCACCUGUACCGGCACGACGAGCCAUCGACAUGACACAACACGGACAGAGGUCACGGUCCAUCAGCGGCGCGUCCUCUGGUCUCUCCACCAGCCCUCUCAGCAGCCCACGGCCUGUCCGAAAGUUCUGUGUCCCGCCUCAGUCCACUGAGCUGCUCUUGUCCCCCAGUUCUAGUAUCAUUGACUCCCUAAAACCAAACUCGGAUCAAAACGAGUCAAAAAAACACACUUCUAACUCCCUAACGCCAAACUCUAUAUCUGAGUCUCUCUUGCCCUGCCCAAAGACCCAAACUCUUCCAGCCAAACCCAAAGACAAACCCUUACAAUCCGCCCGAUCAAACCCCUUACCUGAAUCUGAGCCCGAACACAUUUCGACAGCCAAGUCAGAACCUUCGACUCCAUGUCAACCUCAAGCACCCUGUAUACCGGGAAGCCCACUGGUGCGGCGGGCAACCCCAGCCUCCAUCAUACCCCCUCAACUCUCUGUCCCCUUUAGGCCUGUUGCCCCUCUUUCCCCUAUCCGACUACACCACUUCCACCCUGUUCCCGGCUCUGACCACACCACCAAAUCUAUCCCCACCAUACAGGUGACCCCCCACCCCUCUCCAAGGGACAGCCCUAUCCCCACCCCCAAAGGAACGCCCGUGCACACGCCUAAGGACAGCCCAGCGGGGACGCCGACCCCUACGCCACCCCCCAGCCCCUCCAUCGGGGGAAUGCCCUGGAAGACGCGCCUCAACUCCAUCAAGAACAGCUUCCUGGGCUCACCGCGCUUUCACCGCAGGAAACUGCAAGUUCCCACUCAAGAGGAAAUGUCCAGCCUCACGCCAGAGUCUUCCCCAGAACUUGCCAAAAAAUCUUGGUUUGGUAACUUCAUCAAUCUAGAGAAAGAGGAGCAGAUCUUCGUGGUUAUUAGGGACAAGCCACUGAGCUCUAUAAAAGCCGACAUCGUCCACGCCUUUCUCUCGAUACCCAGCCUCAGUCACAGCGUUGUCUCGCAGACGAGUUUUCGGGCCGAGUACAAAUCCACCGCCGGCCCCACCGUCUUCCAGAAGCCUGUUAAGUUCCAGGUCGACAUCACGUACACCGAGAGCACCGCGGCCACCAAGGAGAAUGGCAUUUAUUCAGUCACCUUCACUCUGCUCUCAGGUCCAAGCCGGCGUUUCAAGCGGGUGGUAGAAACGAUUCAGGCGCAGUUGUUAAGCACACACGACCAGCCGGGAGUCCAGCAGCUGUCUGGCAGCCCAUUGAGUAACUUCUUUGACGUAAUUAAACAACUUUUUUCAGACGAGAAGAACGGUCAGGUGCCUCUUCCACCUGGCACGCCCAACAGACACCCACCUAACGCCUGUCGCCACGACCCUCAGCCUAGUGACUCUAAAUGCCCAGCGGGCAAUCCCAGGGACAAUGCCAAGCUGGUAGCAAACGUUGGGACACAGGAGCAGCCCUAAAACUUUACCAGUCAAGCUUUUCAAACGUACCUACAAAAGAACUCAAAAUGUACAUAAUCUUAGAGGUGAUGGAAUUUUUAUUUGGACAAACUUUUGUAUGAUGGAAUGACUGUUUAAAAACAAAUUCUGACACAAAUCCAGACACAUUUCCCCUUUCACCGUCUCUGCCAUGUCCUUGUGCCAGUCCCCCUCUCGAACCCCUGUCGUUUCUACCCCAGAUAUUUUCUUGUCUUUACAUCUGUCUUCCCGUUUUCCUCACCUUUGUGACGGCUUGUCUUUGCUGCUAGGAAUUAUCCAGAAAACGUAUUAAAACUCCGCCCCCCACUUCCCUGCACAUCCUGAGAUGGACAGUUAUUGACAGACGGCACUUUUCAUGAUGAACAAGCAGGUUUCCAAGGAGAUGGACACUUCAUCCUUCAUCACACUCUUUCCUUCCCGCUCUCCGCUCUCUCCGAGGACUAAAAUACAAACACCCACACUUGUUCCUACUCAACCUGUGUGCUCCCCUGCCAUCAUCUCAGCACACCAACCAGUUAAAAUGGUUGACCAGCCGGUGGGAACUGACUGCAAAAAAAACUGGCUCUGUUCCAAAAUGUAGUGAGCUUCCUCAAGGUAUCUCACUUUGAUUAAGAGACCCUUAAUGCAAUGCAACAAACUUCAUAAAAAUCCAUUAAAGAUGACAGAGAAAGCACUUAAAUCAAUCUAAUAAAACUGAGGACUCAGUAUUUGUAUUUUAUGUGUUUUUAUGCACAUUAAAAUUUGGAGCUAUUAGCUUAGCAACAUGCUAAUGGCAAACUCUGCUGAAAUCAAUUAAGAAUCAAGUAUCCAGUGUGCACAGUGUAAGGAAUGCCAUUUGUAUGUCACAUGGAGUUGCUUCCUAUGAAGAGGGAAGUUGUUAAUUUAGCAAUAUGCUAAUGGCAAACUUUACUGAAUCUAUUGAGAAUCGAGUUGUUUGUUGUGUGUUACACGGAGUUGCUGUUUCUGAAUUAUGGAAGCUUAUUUUUG